ACACCAAUAUUUCAUCAAACUCUUAAUUGUUUGUAACUUUGAAGCUUAUAUUUUCAAAAACAUGAAAGUAGCAGUGGUUGGAGCAGGGAUAAGUGGACUAGUUGCUGCAUAUGAAUUGGCAAAAUCUGGUGUCAAAGUUGUGGUUUAUGAGAAGGAACAUUAUCUAGGCGGCCAUGCUAAGACCGUUACUAUCAAUGACAUUGAUCUUGACCUUGGCUUUAUGGUCUUCAAUGGUGAAACUUAUUCAAACCUGAUAGAAAUUUUUGAGUUGCUCAGAGUUGAUGUGGAGGUGUCUGAUAUGUCAUUCUCAGUGAGCUUAGACCAAGGCCGUGGUUGUGAAUGGGGUACCCGAAAUGGAUUCUCUAGUUUGUUUGCACAGAAGAAGAAUGUACUGAAUCCAUAUUUUUGGCAAAUGAUUAGAGAAAUUAUCAGAUUCAAACAGGAUGUCAUAAGUCACCUCGAAGAAUUGGACAACAAUCCUGACAUUGAUCGCAAUGAAACAUUAGGACAAUUUAUUAAGUCACAUGGCUAUUCGGAGCUAUUUCAGAAGGCUUAUCUGGCUCCAAUAUGUGCUUCAGUAUGGUCCUGCUCCUUGGAACGAGUAAUGGGCUUUUCUGCUUAUUACAUUCUUUCAUUCUUCCACGACCAACAUCUUCUGCAGCUCUUUGGUCUCCCUCAAUUGCUCACUGUAAGAUGGCAAUCACAUAUAGACAAGGUUAAGGAGGAGCUGGAAAAGAGAGGCUGCCAAAUAAGAACUAAUUGUGAAGUAAAUUCUGUAACAACAAAUGAAGAAGGUUGUACCAUAGAUUGCAUUGAUGGUGCCACAGAUGUAUAUGACGGAUGCAUAAUCGCUGUACGUGCUCCAGAUUCUCUGAGAAUGUUAGGCAAAGAGGUAACAUUUGAUGAAACAAGAAUACUGGGUGCUUUCCAGUAUGUCUAUAGUGACGUUUUCCUUCAUCAUGACAAAACAUUCCUGCCUCGCAACCCAACAACAUGGUGUGCUUGUAACUUUCUUGGAACCACGAAUAGUAGAGGAUGUGCGACAUAUUGGCUCAAUAUAAUCCAGAAUCUUGGUGAUUCAAAGCUGCCUUAUCUCGUAACCCUUGAUCCUCCUCACACACCAGAGCAUACGUUGCUUAAGUGGACCACCAGUCAUCCAGUACCCUCAGUUGCUGGAUCAAAAGCUUCAUGUGAGCUAUAUCAAAUCCAAGGAAAGAGAGGAAUAUGGUUUUGUGGAGCAUAUCAAGGCUAUGGCUUCCAUGAGGAUGGACUUAAGGCUGGUGUGGCUGCUGCAGAUGGCAUGCUUAGAAGGAAUUGUUGUAUUCUAGACAACCCCAAGCAUAUGGUACCAACCUGGCCUGAAACUGGAGCACGCCUCCUCGUUACUAGAUUUCUCAAAAGUUUCAUUCAAACAGGAUGCAUAAUCUUGUUGGAGGAAGGAGGCAAAAUUUUCACCUUCCAAGGAACAGAGAAGAAAUGCUCUCUCAAAGUUUCUCUUAGAGUUCAUAAUACACAGUUCUACUGGAAGGUUGCAACUCGAGCUGACCUAGGGAUUGCUGAUGCUUUUAUUCAUGGGGAUAUCUCCUUUGUUAAUAAGAAUGAAGGUCUUCUUAAUCUUUUCAUGAUAUAUGUUGCCAACAGAGAUUUGAAUGCAUCUGUUAAAAGAGGCUGGUGGACACCACUACUAGAUCUGUCAUCUGCAAAAUAUUUCAUUGGACAUGUUUCAAAUCGAAACACCCUGACUCAGGCUCGUCGGAAUAUCUCUCGUCAUUAUGACCUGAGUAAUGAACUCUUUUCACUCAUUCUGGAUGAGACAAUGACAUACUCAUGCGCAAUUUUCAAGAGUGAGGACGAAGACCUGAAAGAUGCACAGCUGAGAAAGAUUUCUGUUCUAAUUAAAAAGGCAAAAAUUAGCAAAGAACAUCACAUUUUAGAGAUUGGAUUUGGAUGGGGAAGUUUUGCCGUGGAAGUUGUCAAGCAAACAGGAUGUAAAUAUACUGGUAUAACACUCUCCGAGCAGCAACUGGAGUAUGCACAGUUGAGAGUUGAGCAAGCAGGUCUUCAGGAUCAAAUUACACUUGUCCUAUGUGACUAUUGCCAAAUGCCAAAUCAGGACAAAUAUGACAGGAUUAUAGUAUGUGAGGUGUUAGAACAUGUUGGUCAUGAGUUCAUAGGGGAAUUCUUUAGUUGCUGUGAGUCAGCAUUGACAGAAGAUGGGCUUCUAGUUCUGCAGUUCAUUUCAAUGCCAGACCCGAUGUAUGACGAAUACAGGCACAGCGCAGGCUUCAUAAACGAGUAUAUAUUCCCAGGUGGAUGCUUGCCUGCAUUAAGUCGAGUAACAUCAGCCAUGGCUUCUGCAUCCAGACUAUGUGUAAUGCACCUGGAAGAUAUAGGAGUUCAUUACUAUCAAACACUGAGAUGUUGGCGAAAAAACUUCCUGAAAAACAAAAGCCAAAUCCAUGCUUUGGGAUUUGAUGACAAGUUCAUCAGGACAUGGGAGUACUACUUUGAUUACUGUGCUGCUGGAUUCAAAACGCACAUGCUAGGAGAUUAUCAGAUUGUAUUUUCAAGGCCAGGCAAUGUUGCAGCUUUUGGUGAUCCUUACAAUGGUGUGCCUUCAGCUUAUUAGAGUCCCUUUGUUUGGAAUAUUUUAUUUGAACUGUCAUCAGUUCCUCAAAACAGCAUGAAAGAC
This is a messenger RNA of Solanum verrucosum, 2692 nucleotides long. RefSeq lists its product as uncharacterized. Gene Ontology annotation, molecular function: oxidoreductase activity; methyltransferase activity. Lineage: Eukaryota; Viridiplantae; Streptophyta; Magnoliopsida; Solanales; Solanaceae. Bases 62 to 2629 code for a protein of 855 amino acids. The transcript is spliced from 24 exons. The record is from RefSeq and is a predicted model, not a curated record.